AUGAUUGCAUUGAGCCGCAGCGUCUUGCGCCUGUGCCUUGUCCUCCUUGCAGUGGUUCAGUCGGAGAGUGAUCAAUGCGAGGGUGCGAAGGCAGCAGGCGCAGUGCUGCUUCAAGCUUCUGCCGCUGCCAACCGCACGCUUCAAGCUUCUACUGCCCACACGGAGGCAGAGGUUGCAGAACGCAUCGAGCAGGACUUGGAGGACAUCGAGGACUCCCUGGUGGAGAGAGCCCGCGCCCGCGGGGACUCUGAACUGGAGCUGGAAGAUGCGGUCCAGGGCAAGAACUCAAGGCGCCGGCGCAGCCGACGGCGCACAACCACCACAACAACCACCGUGAACUGCGGGUCCAGCACAGACUCCUACUCCCUUGCCUUUACGAUUUAUGGGGGCAGCUGCCUCGAGGGUCCCAACACUGGAGGUGCAGCGAGCUUGGACACCGCCAGCUGCAGCACAAACAACACAACCGGGACCAGUUCUUGUUUGUGGAUCAGGGAGAUGGGUACUGCACGCUCCAGUCUAAGUACGGCACCCGUCGCCGCAGUGCCUCGGGCAAGUCAGUGA
Molecule: messenger RNA, 561 nt
Organism: Effrenium voratum
Lineage: Eukaryota; Dinophyceae; Suessiales; Symbiodiniaceae
Source: the annotation of a GenBank genome assembly